Molecule: messenger RNA, 4093 nt
Organism: Salvelinus fontinalis (brook trout)
Lineage: Eukaryota; Metazoa; Chordata; Actinopteri; Salmoniformes; Salmonidae
Product: brain-enriched guanylate kinase-associated protein-like
Exons: 7
Coding region: 468-2459 (663 amino acids)
Cellular component (GO): synapse
Source: RefSeq, a predicted model, not a curated record
UUUCUCUCUCUCUCUCGCUCUGUCUUUCUCUAGCUCUCUCGCUCUUUCUCUAUCUCUCUCUCUCUUCUCCCUCUCUCCACCUCUCCUCUGCUACUGGGGGUUUCUCCAAGCUUAUCAAACCUGGGUAAGCCAGCCCUCGAUCACACGGAAGGGCUUUCACCAGCAGCCCCAGCACACACACAUACAUACACAUACAGACUCAGCACCGCUCCCCUCACACAUACAGCAAGGAGUGGAGGCAGCAGGCAGGAUUUCUGUGUCAUCAUCACCAGCACCAGCGAUUCACAAUGAGACUCUGUGUGAGCACCAAGGGAAGGACCAACACAGGUAGACAACUCCCUCAGACAACUCACUCAACAGGUCAAACUUAACCAACCUGACCUAUGACCUCUGCCCAGAAAAAUAGACGCACUCCCACUAACCAUUUGAAACACAAAAUCACAUGAGAGGGAGAGAACACAGCAGACAUGAAAAAGAUAUAUAUCGGCAAAACGGCACUAAAAGUCUCCCGAAAUGGCAGUAAACAUCAGAAAAAGAGCUCUUUGCAGGAACAGAAAGAGGACCUCCGGAAGCGUCUGUCCUACACCACCCACAAACUGGAGCUGUUAGAGAGCGAGUUUGACUCCACCCGACAGUACCUGGAGACAGAGCUACGCCGUGCCCAGGAGGAACUCGACAAGUUCACCGACAAACUACGCAGAAUACAAAGCAGCUACUCAGCACUGCAGAGGAUCAACCAGGACCUGGAGGAUAAGAUCCAUAGAAAUUCUCAGCACCAUGACAACGAGAAGAGAGCCCUGAGCAGAGAGAUCAUCGUGCUCAACAACCACCUGAUGGAGGCCAAGCUGACCAUUGGAAAACUACAAGAGGACAAUGACCUGUACAGGAAGGACUGUAACCUGGCCGCCCAGCUGCUCCAGUGCAACAAGUCCCAUUAUAGGACCCAGCUUUCUGAGUUGCCUGCUGAAUUCCAGGAACGAGUGACCAUGCACAUGGAUGGCUCACCUCUUUGCCACACCGUCUACGCUGACUCUGUCCCCGCCUCCGUCAUCGCCAAGGUAUUGGAGAAGCCCGACGAGGCCUGCAGGGGCAGCCAAGCUUCCAGCUCGCCUAGCCCCCAGCCCCAGGACCAAGGCUUCCUCCUGGACACCCUGGACAGAGUCGAGCGCCUGGGCCUCCGGGCAGCAUACAAGUCAGACCUGUACAGCAGCGACACAGCCCUCUAUUGCCCGGUCGAUCAGAACCGCGAACGCAGGCCAAGCAUGGACGUCCACAGCCAGAGGAAGCUGCUCUACGGCCCCCAGAACUCCACGGACAGUAACCCAGAGGAGGGUACCAUGUUGGGGCUGAGGUCUGGCUUCUCCCAGGAGUGCUUCGCCAAGUUCCCCACCUCUCUGGGCCCCACCUCAGGCAGCUCCUACUCCAGCUUCAGCGGAGGGGGCUCAGAUGACAACAAAGGCAAUGGCCCCCCCAGCAGCACAGCCUCCUCUCCCCACCACCACUCCCUCUACAUGGACUGGAGGGAUGGGGGAGACUAUGAGAGAAAGAGCGACUCCUCCUGGGAGAAGGACAGUCCCAGCGGUGGAGGCUUCGCCAAGGUCCACGCCGUCUUCCAGCAGGCCGGCGAUCAUGGUGGAGCACACCACCAGAAUGGCAGCUCACCCGUCUACAGCCGCACCAUGUCCUCGUGCUUCAGCGAGCCCUACGAACCCCUCCCUCCCUCCUCCUCACCAAGCGUUGCCUACGGAGACAGCCGCCGCGGCAGCACGCUGGCACCAGAGGAGGAGGAGCCGAUUGGCCGCUGGAGGCAGCUGAGCGCAGAGGAUCUAAACUCCCACUCGUACUGCUCGCCCGGUCGGGCCUCGCCCUACAGCUUCUCCGAGCAGCACUUCUCAGUUCGGCCCGCCAAGAUCCGCCUUGGACCCCUCUACAGCAGCUUCCAGGAGGGGCCCGACUACUACCAGGGAGGGGUAGGACCCAUCAUGGACCCCCCGGCGUGCUUCUCCACGCCCAGCCCCGAGUGCAGCCCUGUGGGGGGCCUCCGUCAGUCCCAUCAGUCCCACAACCAGCAGGCCCACCAGACCCAUCUCUACCGGGCCAAGGAGGACAGCCAGGAGUCGGAGCCCAGCCUUUACCACUCAGGGAGCCCCAAAAACAGGGAGGGCAGCUUUGAUGUGGCGGGGGCCGGGGGAGGAGUGGGACAGACCAAGGAUUACGUGGACAUCAGCCCCAACAGCUCCAAUGAGUCCCUAAACCAGAGGUCCCUGGAGAUGGCUGCCGAACUGCAGCAGCACUACCAGUCCGAGAUGCAGCCGCCUUCGCCCCCCCAGGGCAGUCCACCACCGCCCCCGCCACCACCUUGUCCCCCUCCACCGCAGUAUCACAAUUUUGGCACAUUGGGACUUUCCAGAAAGGACAGUCUCACCAAAGCCCAGCUGUAUGGAACACUUCUGAACUGAGAGAAGAAGGUAUUCUGACUUACUGGUCACUCUCUUUUUAUCCAUCUCUUUCCCUGGUGGGAUGUGAGGUGAGAAGUCUUGGUGAAUCUAGCAGAACAUAUUGAUUAGUGUGAGGCUAGCCAGUUGUUCAGUUUAAGGACAUCCAUUUUGAAAGGACAGUUGGAAGAUACAGUAAUUAAGCAUGAAUUUAUCAGAUUGUUGCCACAGCUGUGAAAAACUGACAAACUAGUGGUUCACAUCACUACAAUGAAUGUGUAAGUUUGUCUGGAUCAGGUGAAUUGACAAUUCAUUAUUGUGCCAAAUGAGUGGGGACUGUAGGAAAAGACUUUGCUACCUUUGGUACAUAAAAUAGUCGUUGGAGGUACCAGAGACCAGUUGUUCCAUGUGCUGUACACAAAGCACAGUGAGCUUGUAGACAAAGGAAAUAUUUAAAGUAACUGUUGAAAUAUAUUCAUAUAUUUAAUUACAACAACAAAAAUGUAAUAGAAAUGACUACAAUUCAAUCAGGUGUGGGCAGCAACACAUUGUAAAUAUGUCUGGUUAAGAGCAUCUGCCAAUCAAAGAGAGAUACUCGGGGGGGCUCUAUUCAAUCUUUAAAGAUUCCGCCAUAGAAAUGUAAAGGUCAAUUCCGAUUGACCCGACAUACGCAGCGUUUAGCGUGAAUGCAGCCUCCCUUAAAGCGGGAACAUUGCCUUUGAAUUUCAAUCACGCUUUAAAGCUGAACUUCCUCAAUGUGGAUUGAAUAGAGUCCUCAGAAUGUUGAAGAUUCAGAGGACUGUCUAAACUACAAUUAUAGAUUUGUUUAUUGUCAAUCACAGGCUGAAAACUGUGCUGCAUUUAUGCAGAGUAAAAUAUGUAUGACCAAUGGGGUAUCCGGGUAAACGUUGCAGUACUAUACUGUAAAGGGCCUGGGGAAUGGGUUAAAGUUGCAGCACUAUACAGUAAAGGGCCUGGGGAAUGGGCUAAAGUUGCAGCACUAUACAGUAAAGGGCCCGGGGAAUGGGUUAAAGUUGCAGCACUAUACAGUAAAGGGCCCGGGGAAUGGGCUAAAGUUGCAGCACUAUACAGUAAAGGUCCUGGGGAAUGGGUUAAAGUUGCAGUACUAUACAGUAAAGGUCCUGGGGAAUGGGUUAAAGUUGCAGCACUAUACAGUAAAGGGCCUGGGGAAUGGGCUAAAGUUGCAGCACUAUACAGUAAAGGGCCCGGGGAAUGGGUUAAAGUUGCAGCACUAUACUGUAAAGGGCCUGGGGAAUGGGCUAAAGUUGUAGUACUAGGUGUUUUUACAAAAAAAUAUAGAUGCCCCUAGGCUGAAUCCAUUUCAGUGCAGCUCUGUACACUCAUUCAGUUUUUGCUUUGACAUGAUUUAAACAUUUCCAGAGCACUUAAUGUAGGUAUUAUUUUGUUAACAAUGGACUUCUUUUGAGAUGUAAACAUUUGUCGUACCCGUUGAUACUAUUUUUUCUCUAUAACCUUUGGAUAAGUUUUCCUGUCCCACUCUACCUCAGAUUCUCAUCCUCAUGCCCCCAUCAAGCAACUGCAUGCUUGUUACUAUCACACCAUGAUGCAUGUUUCUAUAUUUCUGUUGUGUUUCUUUUAACCUAAUAAAGCACAAACUACGCAUUUUGAUGCUCCAA